GCGUUACUCGAUCAUUUACAAUAUGCUGCAUACUAGCCCUCUCUCUCUCUGUAUAUGGUAUCCAGCACGGGCACUACCUGACAAAUGGGAAACAAAGGACAUUAACGCAACUAGCAAAAUAAUGGAGGGGUUUUCGAGAGACUGCGCAAGGGAUACAAACGCGGUAUAGAGGCCGAGCUGCGAAAGAUGGAUCCCGGGCUCAGGUUCCCGGCUGGUUUUGACGUGCUCAUGGGCGAGGUGGAUAGCCUGGGGGGUCAGGGUGGCCGCAGUGCCACGUGGGGGCGCGGCAGGUGCGGUUCUGGGAAGGGCUGGAGGAGGACGAGGUUGGGAGUCGCGUGUUUGGGCUUGAUGGCGAUGUCGCUGAGCAGCUUCGUUUGGAGGGGUGUGGGGACUAGUGUUGAGUUGGAGUGUGGUGCGGGGCCCGAGACGAUUUGUUUCGUUGCGUAUUGCCGGCAGGAAGGGGCUGGUAAGGAGUGGCAGUGGAGGUAUGGAGCUGAGCACGGACAGUAUGGGAUACUGGAGGUGUUAAAUAAUGUGUUGUUGUUGUUGGUGUAAUAUAAAAUGCUGUAUGUGCCGCCUUUGGUCUAUGGCCUUGAUGUGUAUGUACAUGGGGGAUAUAUUCAGACAAUAGAAAUCUAGUGUUUGUGAGCAGCGAUUGAAGAGUACCUACAUUCAUUUACAGAUGCCUCCCAUACUUAGAUAUUCUUCGUCACUACGUCGAAGUUUGUAAUAGGGGUCGUAUCUCAGUUCUUGAAUUCUAUUUAUGACGAU
This is a messenger RNA of Daldinia caldariorum, 771 nucleotides long. RefSeq lists its product as uncharacterized. NCBI's taxonomy places the organism in Eukaryota, Fungi, Ascomycota, Sordariomycetes, Xylariales, Hypoxylaceae. The record is from RefSeq and is a predicted model, not a curated record. Bases 187 to 555 code for a protein of 122 amino acids. The transcript has a single exon.